Chinchilla lanigera (long-tailed chinchilla) is the source of this 2519-nucleotide messenger RNA. RefSeq names its product serine/threonine-protein phosphatase 6 regulatory subunit 1. Gene Ontology annotation, molecular function: protein phosphatase regulator activity; protein phosphatase binding. Lineage: Eukaryota; Metazoa; Chordata; Mammalia; Rodentia; Chinchillidae. Gene Ontology annotation, cellular component: nucleus; cytosol. The record is from RefSeq and is a predicted model, not a curated record.
GACGAGGACGAGGACGAGGAGGAAGAAAAAGAAAAGAGUCUCAUCGUGGAAGGCAAGAGGGAAAAGAAGAAAGUAGAGAGGUUGACAAUGCAAGUGUCUUCCUUACAAAGAGAACCAUUUACGAUUGCACAAGGGAAAGGGCAGAAACUUUGUGAAAUUGAAAGGAUACAUUUCUUUCUAAGUAAGAAAAAAACAGAUGAACUAAGAAAUUUACACAAACUGCUUUACAACAGACCAGGCACAGUGUCCUCAUUAAAGAAGAAUGUGGGUCAGUUCAGUGGCUUUCCAUUUGAAAAAGGGAGUACACAAUAUAAAAAGAAGGAAGAAAUGUUGAAAAAGUUUAGAAAUGCCAUGUUAAAGAGUAUAUGUGAAGUUCUUGAUUUGGAGAGAUCCGGUGUAAAUAGUGAACUGGUGAAGAGGAUCUUGAAUUUUUUAAUGCAUCCAAAACCAUCAGGCAAACCAUUGCCAAAAUCUAAAAAAACUUCUAGCAAAGGCAGUAAAAAGGAACGAAACAGUUCUGGAAUGGCAAGGAAGGCAAAACAAACGAAAUGUCUUGAAAUUCUGUCGGAUGAAUCUAGUAGUGAUGAAGAUGAAAAGAAAAACAAGGAAGCAUCUUCAGAUGAAGAUAAAGAAAGUGAAGAGGAGCAGCCACCAAAAAAGACAUCUAAAAAAGAAAAAACUAAACAGAAAGCUACUUCUAAAAGUAAAAAGUCUGUAAAAAGUGCUAAUGUUAAGAAGGCAGAUAGCAGCACCACAAAGAAGAAUCAGAACAGUUCCAAAAAAGAAAGUGAAUCUGAGGAUAGUUCAGAUGAUGAGCCUUUAAUUAAAAAACUGAAGAAACCACCUACAGAUGAAGAGUUAAAGGAAACAGUGAAGAAAUUAUUGGCCAAUGCUAAUUUGGAGGAAGUCACAAUGAAGCAGAUUUGCAAAGAGGUAUAUGAAAAUUAUCCUGCUUAUGAUUUAACUGAGAGAAAAGAUUUCAUAAAAACAACUGUAAAAGAGCUGAUUUCUUGAGAAAGAAGACAAAGGACUUGUUCCUUUAGAUUGGAAGAUCUGAUGUAUACAUUAUACCAGCAAAGAGAAUGUAUUUCCUUUUCUAAAUUCUUGUCUUGGUAGAACUUACUGCUGGCCUUUUUAUCUUGGGUGUUAAUGUAAAUUUGAGUUUGUCAUUUUAAACUGCAUUUCUACACUGUUUUUAGUUUAAAAUGUUGCAUGGCAGUAAUUGUUACUUGCUUUUAUAGCUGUAUUUUGUACAUUUUGAAUUUCUUUAUAUAAGGCUAUAGAUUCUUCAAUUAUGGGUUUUAGUGCACUUAAUAUUAGCUUGCUUAAGACAUACUUUUAAUCAAGUAGGACAAAAAAUACUAUAAGUGGCAUUUAUACCUGCAGAAACGAUUGCAGUAUUUAGUAUAUGAAAUAUUUUGAAUAUACAUCUCUUCUGUCAGUGAACUCAGUGGCAUUGUGUUCAUCAUACUAAAUUACACAAGCUGUCUGGAUAACUAAUUGGAACUUCUUCUGCAUGUGUAUAUAUGCCAGGUUGUCAGCAUGACAGAAGUGACAGAUGUUAUUUUUGUAUUUUUAAAAAACAAUUUGUUGUAUAUAAAGUUUUUUUAUUUCUUUUGUGCAGAUCAAUUUUUAAACUCAUGUAGGUAGGAACUUCACACUUACAAACUAUGAAGUGUCAGUGUUAGCCAGAGUGCAACGGAGCAGUGGGAGUCGGAAUUCGGUGAUAUUGCAGGAACUGUCUAGUUCUGCUUUGCCUUCCAAGUGUCAUCAAUUAUAGUUUUAGUGUUAACUACAAAAGCAGAGGUAAUGUUUCAUAUUAAGGACAGACUAAAAUUAACACAUCAAAGCUUCAAAAACUUCGGGAAAGAGUUAAGAUUUAAGUACAUUUGGCCUACAUUAAGUGACAUUUUUAUUAACUGCUUUUGACCAUAUGCUGAUAUUUACAGGAAACCUGGCCACCUUCAUAAUUACGAUAAAAGUACUAGGUAGAAGAGAAGAGAAAUGUGUAGGCUGUGGCAGAAUCUCUGACAGAGUAUUUCUCAAAAGUGGUAGUAUACUGUACUUAUUUUUAUCACUAAAGAGAUUUACGGUGUUCGUUGAGUUUUACAUUUUGGCCAAUCAGGAUUCCACGUGAUCAAUAUAUGGACCACUCCUGAAUUUAAAAGACUGUGUCUUUUAAGUUGACUGUCUUAAUUAGUUUACUAAAUAACCUUUCUCUGAAUUUUAAAAUGAAACAUGCUGCUAUGACAGAAUUAGGUAUUUGAGGUACCAAUUGAGUGUUUUAAAAUCUUUGUAUCACAGAACAGAAAUACGUAAGAAUGAUACAUGUUGAAUGUUAAAAGGUAUUUUCACAGAUUUGACUUGUUCCUUGACAAAGUUAGGACAUUAGGGAAGCGUACACUGAAUAGAAAUGAAUGGGAUAAGCAACUGAGACCUAAAAUUUGGCCUUUGAUUUUAAAUACUUAAUUUGUUCCUGUAAACCUUGUCAAUAAAAAGAAAAUCAUUGGUGUUUUAAA